ACAAGAGUGUGUCUGGUCGAGGCUGGUGGAGAAUCGGAUCCUCCUGCACACUGAGCCAUCUCUUGUGUUGCUCCGCCAGCUGAUCGUGUGUGGCAUUCGAUCCCUUGUACCGCGGGGUGGCCAGCGACCCGCCAUCACCCUGCUCUCCCCUUAUAGUCCCGAGGAAGGGGGAGAGAGAAGCGGACGUCACCUCUUCCAUUUUUGCCAAUUUUGCGCCAUUUCCCUGCCGUCCUCUGCCCCUUGAUACCCUCGGGACUCACAGAAGUCUAGUGCCGCCGCGCCGUGUUGUGAGGGACGCCACGGGGCACUUGCUGAGGGUGGAGAGGACGGCAAACAGGCGCUGUGUGAGGGUGGCUUAGUGCGUCCCGCGGAGACUCGAGGCGCUGGGACCUUUUUUCUCCCUUCUCUCCUCUCUCUCCCCCCUAUCUUCCCUCCCUCCGAUGAGCCUGUGAGGGCAGCCACAGAAAACCCAAAACUCCGCCAGCCAUGUCUUCGGGGAUAAUCGGGUGUCGGGACUUCGUGGUCGGGGGAAAAUACAGGCUGGUGAGGAAAAUCGGCAGUGGCAGCUUCGGGGACAUUUACCUGGGCAUCAACAUCACCAAUGGAGAGGAAGUGGCCAUCAAGCUGGAGGCCAUGAAGGCACGCCACCCACAGUUGCUGUAUGAAAGCAAGGUGUACAAGAUCCUUCAAGGGGGUGUUGGCAUCCCACAUAUCAGGUGGUUUGGUCAGGAGCAGCAAUACAAUAUCUUAGUGAUGGAUUUGCUGGGACCUUCACUAGAGGACCUCUUCAAUUUCUGCAGUCGCCGCUUCACUAUGAAGACCGUCCUGAUGUUGGCUGACCAGAUGAUUGGCCGCAUUGAGUUCAUCCACAAUAAGAAUUUCAUUCACAGAGAUAUCAAACCAGAUAAUUUCUUGAUGGGUAUUGGGCGACACUGCAACAAGCUCUUUUUGAUUGAUUUUGGGCUGGCUAAGAAAUACCGUGACAACCGGUCGCGUGCCCACAUUCCUUACCGGGAGGACAAGAACCUCACUGGCACUGCCCGUUAUGCCUCCAUUAAUGCCCAUCUUGGUAUUGAGCAAAGCCGGCGGGAUGACAUGGAAAGUCUUGGAUAUGUGCUGAUGUACUUCAACCGGGGAUCACUACCUUGGCAGGGGCUCAAGGCAGCCACUAAGAAGCAAAAAUAUGAGAAAAUUAGUGAGAAAAAGAUGUCAACUCCUGUAGAGUCUUUAUGCAAGGGCUUCCCAGCAGAGUUUGCAAUGUAUCUGAAUUACUGUAGGGGACUGCGCUUUGAUGAGGCUCCUGACUACAUGUAUCUGCGGCAGUUAUUCCGCAUUCUGUUCCGCACUUUGCACCACCAAUAUGACUAUACCUUUGAUUGGACCAUGCUCAAGCAGAAGGCUGCCUCCACUGCCGCAGCCGUCUCUGGUACUACGCCCCAGCCCCCUGCCACCCCGGGCACCCAGAAGCAGCUCUGAGGGCCCGGCAGCUGAGGGGGCAGCAGCAGCGGGCGGAGGAGGUGGUGCAGUGCAUGAGGAACCGAAGGAGGAGAAAAAAGAUGGUAACAGAUCACCACCCUCACCCCCAAGUCAGAAUACAAGGAAGAAGAGGAGGCUGUUAUCUUCUCCAGAGGGAGAGGUAAUAUAACUGCCUGCCUCAACCAGAGAGUAGUGCCUCCUCCCCCACCCUCAGCAAGUAGUAGUGGCAAGGGGGAUUAAUCAAUGGUAAUUUUACAGUGGUGGUGUUUGGUCAAUCAUACCCCUUCAGUGGUGGUGGUCAUUAUGACAGAAUAAUGUAUGGUUGACACUAAUUCUUAAAUGGCAGUAAUUGGGCAAUUGCAUAAGGGCAGUUGGUUAACAGUGAAACAUAUGAUAACUUGACAGUGGUGACAUGUUGUAUAUGCAGCAACAGUGUGUGUAUGUGUGUGUGUGUGUGUGUGUGUUUGUGUUUGUGUAAGUGUCUACACUUGCUUGUGUGUAUGUGUGAUUGCUGUACACAUGCCACAGGGACAAGUAAAAAGAUUUCCCAGUUUGUGAGUACGUUUCCUGCCUGUUAGGCCAAGAAAGUUGUGUCAAGCCUGUGAGAUACAUACAUGAAUCAAGUUUCUCAGUGCUGACAAAACAUGCCAGGUAUUUUAAGGAUAAUGUUGAUAUUCUUUUGCCAUCAUAAAGACAAACACUUCAAGGGUAAUGUUCAUAAUCUUCCGCCAUCAUUACGUCUAAGGUGGUGAAUAACAAAGUUGUGGCAGUGCGUAAUGCCACAGGCACUUUUGGGUGUCACAUAGUAUGUGUCGUGUUCUGUCCCAUGAGCUAGAGGAAGGAGGGAGGGCAAGAAGAAGAGACUUUAUUGUGUACAUAUGUAUGAGUGGCAUCUGUUUCAUCCUAGAGGGUGUGUAUGCAUGUGUGUUUGUCCGUUUCAUCGAGUAUGAGGUUGUGUGCAUGUAGAUGCCAUGUUUGUUUAUCUCCUGUCUAGCCUCGUCUUGUUUACUCUAGCAACAACAAAACAAUAGUGAAAUAUCUAAACAUGACCUUCCCUCUCCCCCUCAACAGCAUCCUCCUCCUGAUGUCAUGUAUCAUGAAUUUGUGGAUAUGACUUGACAUUUCCCACCUUUAUUUCUCAAACACCUGCUCUUUCCCUACUAUUCCCAACACACAAAAAAAAAAGAUAAAGUAAAAAAUUUGUGAAAAAAAAAUAUUCACUGCAAGUUCUUAAUAAAUAAACAAAAUAGGCAAGGGUAAGAUUUUUUUAUUUAGUUAUGCUUUUUGUCGUCUUUUAAGUUUUAAGGAGAAUGUAAAAUAAAAAGUGAACUCUGCAGUCUCUCUGUAAGUUCAGUAGGAAGUCUUUUUGGUGUGCGUGCGCUCUUUAUUUUCUUUGCUCUGCCUUUCGGCAAAUGGAGGCACUAUACACAGACAGAUGAACAUAAGAUUGUAACCCAACAAGUAAAUGCAAACCUAGAUGAUGGUUUGGUAAACCUGGAUUAUAGUUUUGUCCAUUGUUUAUUUUCAUAGGUGGAAACACCCAUAGAACUGAAAGGACAAAAAGUUCAAGUUCAGUGAAUUGAGUUUUUGUGAUGCCUUGAUAAGAUAAAAUUGCAUGUAUGUAUUUUCAUUUAAAAAAAUUCAGUGUCUCAUGAUUAUAUUGUCUUCUGCAAAGAAGACCUGAUUAAAACAUGGUAUAAAAGAAAUCUCAAGAACAUGCUCUCCUAUUAUGUCGUGAGUUGCUUUAUGUUUUUUCCCACCUCUGAUUUAUAUACACUGUUUAUAUAAAGGUUUCAUUCAUCUUCAGUCAGUCAGGUUGACAAGCACCAUCCUAUUUUGCUUUCAGUUGCAGUCGUGCCCAUCACCUCUUUAUUACCCAAGGGUUAUGUAGUUGUUUUGAGUUUUGUGAAGUCCAAUUCUUGCUUGUGGAGGCACCGAGAAAGCGGUGCUUGUUGAGCGGACACUCCCAAACAUGGACAUGUCAAGACCCUAUGGCACUUUGUAUUCUAGAAUAACCCUGAGUCAUGCAAUAACUAAUCCAGGUCAUCCCCCAACCCCACGCUGAUAAAGUGGGACUCAUUUGACAGACUCCAAGCUCUUUCCAAGUUUGGGUCUCUGUUCAGAGUCUAUUUAUUCUAGUGACCUCAGUGUAUUGUAAUAAACUUGGGUCACAUGAACCCCUAGCCCUUAUACUUGUCAGUGUGGUAUUGAGUAUUGGUUCUGAGAUAGCCUGGUCAAUGAACUACACAAGCUACUUUGUACCAAGUGGUCCAGGUUUGAGAGUAACCGCUAAAUAUCUCUGUAAUUUUUUUCUCAGCGUGUAUGACUUCUAACUUGGAUAGAGGAUUAAACUAUAUAUAUGGAAUAAGAAAAUAUAUAUAUGUAUACAUUAUAUGGAAGUUAGUUGGGUAAGAAGAAAGCAAAUUAUGUAAUGUAAGGCAACUCCUUGACAGUGAUUCACAAGCGGUGGAGUGUAUAACCUUUGUUUUUCCACCGUGAGUGCUGUUGCCUGUGUGUGUGUGUGUGUAUGUGUGUGUGUGUGUGUGUGUGUGAGAUUGUGUGUUUGUGUGUGUCAGUCUGUGUGUGUGUGCAUGUGUGUGUGUGUGAGAAAAAAAAUUUAAUGUUAUACUUUUCUUUUUUUUUUCCACAAUUGUAUUUUAGAAGUUUCCAAGGAUGUAAAUGACUUCACAAAAUUCAAACCCUCAUGUGUAUAAACACACACACACACACACAUGCACACACACAUGCACACAUGCACACACACAGAAAAGAUAUAGUAUAACCCCAAGUUUGUCUAGAAGAUAUUACCCAAAUACAGAUUUUACUACUACAUAGAGAAAUAGAAUGAGGGAAUUGCCACUUACUAAAUUGAACAGAGCAUCCCAUAGGGUUGGUUUGCAACAUAUAAUUUAUUUUUAUUCAUUCGGUUGCAGGCAAAUGCCUGUUGUCUCACCAGACCAGCAUCAGCAGCUUAAUUUUACAUAGAAGCUUUUAGGCAACUAAUUUAUGUCUAUAUUUACCCUGUAAUGCGAUCAGUCAAUAAAAAGUGGCAAGAACUAGAUUAUCUAUCAUGAUUUAUUUACUGAACAAAGUUGUUUGGUGUUGGUGUUUACUGUGCUUUUGUCACUGGCCCCGAUUUAAUUUAUCUAUAGGGAAGGAGUCACCAAAAUGUAUAGGAACUAGAAAUGUCAAAGUAAUGCACCAGAAAGUUUUUUUUGGGGGGGCCAUAAUUGUUUUGAAAAGUUUUUAAAAGUUAAUAAAAAAUUGUAGUUUGGUAAAGAAAUAGUUUGGCAUGCAGAUGAAUAAAUUUAUGAUAUAGAUAAUAAGCCUCUGUCGUUAUUUAUACAGCUAAAAUAGAUUUCACUGGAUGGAUUUUUCUCAAAAUAGUUUAUGAAAGUAGAAUUUUCACAUAAUUCUCCAGAACAAUUAGAUUUAUGUAUUCUACAUACUUGACGAAAUUGGGAUUAUACUACAUUUAUACACGCGCACACAGACACAAGUGAAACUUCGCUCUUAUUAUUUUUUACUGAUUGAACAAUGCUCCUCAUUUCCCAGUCAUGUGAAGCUGUAGUGGUUGCCUAGAAGUGUAGACUAAUAAAAACGGAAAAUUGCUAUUAA
Molecule: messenger RNA, 5094 nt
Organism: Scylla paramamosain (green mud crab)
Lineage: Eukaryota; Metazoa; Arthropoda; Malacostraca; Decapoda; Portunidae
Product: casein kinase I
Exons: 7
Coding region: 487-1476 (329 amino acids)
Biological process (GO): negative regulation of canonical Wnt signaling pathway; signal transduction; peptidyl-serine phosphorylation
Cellular component (GO): nucleus; cytoplasm
Molecular function (GO): ATP binding; protein serine/threonine kinase activity
Source: RefSeq, a predicted model, not a curated record